Molecule: messenger RNA, 765 nt
Organism: Ailuropoda melanoleuca (giant panda)
Lineage: Eukaryota; Metazoa; Chordata; Mammalia; Carnivora; Ursidae
Exons: 3
Coding region: 1-765 (254 amino acids)
Source: RefSeq, a predicted model, not a curated record
AUGCGGUGUGUCUUACGGCGGAGGGUCGACUCCAGCCCUAACCGCGCUCUGCUUAGCGGUGGGGGUGACAGAGGCCCUUCGCACCGUGGAUCUGAGGGCGAGGGACGUGGAUCUGAGCCGUUGACGUGCUCCUGGGGCCUCCCCUUCCCUCGGCCCCUGCCUACCCAUCCCAGCCCAAAGUUGGGCCUCCUCUCCUCUCUUACUCCACUUCCUCCCGGGGUUGGGCGUCAGAGACAGGAUGGCAGCCCGUCCGUUGGCUCUCUUUUGCCCCCUCGUGGAUCUGGACAGCUCGACCAGCGGGUGCCUCGAAAACAGCUAAGCUUGUGGUUCUCCAAGUGUGGUCUCCAGACCAUCGGCAUCACCUGGGAACUUGCUGGAAAGCAAAGGAAGCAAAUCUGCGGACUACCACCUGGGGGCAGCACAGGACCACUAGUAAGCAUGGGCCACUCGAAGCACCCACAAAUGCAAAGGCCUUUCAUGACCCUUUUUGCCUCCCGUCUGGCCCCAAACCCCUCUGCUCUCCCCACAGCGCUUGAGGGACCUCUUGAGACCCCAAACCCGAUUGCGUUACUGGUUCAGAAAUCUCCAGCGGCUCCCGACGGCGAGAAAGACGGUCCCUGCCGCAUCUCCUGCCUCCUGCAUCUUGCGAGUCCUCGCGUACUCUUUGUACCUUCCCUGGGUUUGAAUUUCAUCUCUGCCGCGUGCCCUCUAGAUGUGAUCUGGGCAAAAAUACAUCAUUCGGAGCCUCGGUUUCCUCAUCCCUGA